Molecule: messenger RNA, 972 nt
Organism: Aspergillus steynii IBT 23096
Lineage: Eukaryota; Fungi; Ascomycota; Eurotiomycetes; Eurotiales; Aspergillaceae
Exons: 1
Coding region: 1-972 (323 amino acids)
Source: RefSeq, a predicted model, not a curated record
AUGGACUCGACCGACUCCUUUCUAUCAAGUCCCAAAUAUGGGUAUGACUUUGUCGUUUCAACCACCCAGGCAAGCAUCAACUCGGACCUUCUUCUUUUCCUGAGCGAGAGCCAGCAGCCCGUUCAAUUUCUCUGCUUUCUGGCCGAUGAGGAUGGGAACCCCACCAACAUGAUCAGUCUAGAGGACUUACUCAAACUCACGGACAACAUCAAUCCAUUUGAGAUCCCGGCAGGUACAGACUACAAUGACAAGAGUAUCCAAGCCCUUACCGCUGCCAGGUUCAUGGUGGGCAUUCAAAUCCAAAUUGGCUUGCCUCCCGGUGUUAUGCCUAAGAACCUGCCUGCAAUCGUUGACCUUGGGGACGACGCCAAGACCGUCACGUUCAACAUGUUUUGUUCGCAAUUUACCGUGAUCGAAAACACCCCUGGCAAUGGGUGGACUCAGGGGUCAUGGAAUGUCUGGAGCCAGCCCUCCGGAGAUCCGUGGUAUGUGCAAGCGAACGUCAACCUCGUCAUGAAAAGCCUUAAUGAGGAGUUGGACACACCCUACUUGAACAAUCAUCCAGAGCUCCAGGCUCAGCUGAAGGCUCAGCUGACGAAUCUGUCAGGCACAGCCUUCAGCCUUCAGCAGUUGCUGUUUGACCUGGAAAAUGCCGUCUUGCAGACCGUGUCCAGAUUUGAGGGCAUCCCCGCAGGCUCUCAGGCAGAAGGCAUACUGCAGCGUUUAUUUGUAUCCAUUUACAGCGAUAUUACAAACGACUUCGGACUGCCCCUGGUCUCAGUCGCUGUCGUUGCGACAACACCGGAUCCUUCCCAGCUGCAGAUGACCGAUUUUGAGAGGCAGGUCAGCCCUCUCAAAGACAGCAAUGGAGCUGUGAUUCCCAGCCCAAAUGCCCCUCGAACAUCUCUGAGAUUUCUUCAGUGGAAUUUUCAGUCUCAUCAACAGCGGUUUCUUCGAAUGACGCGACCCUGA